GUGUUUGUGUUUUAUCAGACAAAUACCCAUUAUUUUCUCACACCCUCAUCUCUCCCCUUCCCCCUCUCCCUUUUCCUUUGAUUUUCUUCUUCUUCUUCUUAUACACUCUCUUCUUUAUAUUCAAGAUUGAUCUGGGUCUUUCUCUAAAUGCUCUCAGGUUUCAAUCUGGGAGCUUUUCCAUUAUAGUGUAAUUAACUGAAGAAGAAAGUUUUCUUUUCUUUUUGUCUUUUUAAAAAAGACCCUUUAUUUUCCAUAAGUAUAAUCAAGAAAAAGAAAUGGCCAUAUCUGAUGAGAACAAUCCUACAAUGAUUAAACCUACAAAUGUGCAAGGUGGGGCUGGAAUGGGUACCAGAAAGUUUGGUGGAGUGGAAACAAGAAACAACAGAAGAGCAUUGGGAGUGAUUAAUCAGAAUUUAGUGGGUGGUGCUCAUCCUUUUCCUUGUGUUGUUAACAAAAGAGGAUUAUCUGAAGCAAAUGGAAGAUGUGACAAGAAUCUGCCUAUUCCAGCUCAUAGACCUAUCACGAGGAAAUUUGCAGCACAAAUUGCUAGCUCUCAUCAACAUCGCUCCGAGGAAAACAAGAAAGCUAAAAUAGCAUCAGAAGAAUUCAGUAUAUGGGAGGAUAUCCCUCUCACAGAUGUGGAGGAAAAUGAAGCAGCUAAAGAUCAACCUGUUCCUAUGUCUUUGGAACUAACAGAAACAGUCCCAAAUGACAACAAGAAUCAAAUGGAAGUAGAAAUGGAGGAUAUAUUAGAGGAAAAUAUAAUAGAUAUCGAUGGCGAUGAUGCAAAGAACCCCCUUGCAGUUGUUGAAUAUGUACAAGAUUUGUUUGCCUCCUAUAGAAAAAUGGAGGGUUGUAGCUGUGUUUCUCCGGACUAUAUGGCACAACAGUUUGACAUCAACGAGAGAAUGAGAUCCAUUCUAAUCGACUGGCUCAUUGAGGUACAUCACAAGUUCGAGCUCAGGGAAGAGACGUUGUUCCUGACUGUUAAUUUGAUAGAUAGAUUUUUGGAGAAGCAAGGUGUUGUCAGAAAGAAGCUGCAGCUUGUUGGGUUGGUUGCCAUGCUAUUAGCAUGCAAAUAUGAGGAAGUUUCUGUUCCAUUGGUGGAAGAUUUGGUGUUUAUUUCUGACAAAGCCUAUUCAAGGAAGGAGAUUCUUGAAAUGGAAAGAAUGAUGCUUAACACACUGCAGUUUAACAUGUCAGUUCCAACUGCAUAUGUUUUUAUGAGAAGAUAUCUUAAGGCUGCUCAAUCUGAUAGGAAGCUUGAGCUGCUGUCUUUCUUCUUGGUUGAGCUUUGUCUAGUGGAAUAUGCAAUGCUCAAGUUUCCACCAUCAUUCAUAGCUGCUGCAGCAAUCUAUACAGCUCAGACCACACUCUACGGUGUCCAGCAGUGGAGUAAGACAUGCGAGUGGCAUACUAGUUACUCGGAAGAUCAACUUAUGGAGUGCUCGAGAUCGAUUGUGAGCUAUCACCAGAAGGCAGCAACAGGAAAACUAACAGGGGUGCAUAGGAAGUACAGUACAUCUAAAUUUGGUUAUGCAGCAAAAUGUGAGCCUGCCCAUUUUCUUGUGCAGACACAACAACAAUAGGAAAGGGGCAUGUACAGUUAUUACUAACUUUAUGUGCAAUUGGAUUCCUAAAGAUUUCUCAUUGGUAUAACGGAUCGGGGGGUAAUAGGAAAAAUAA
Molecule: messenger RNA, 1686 nt
Organism: Nicotiana tabacum (common tobacco)
Lineage: Eukaryota; Viridiplantae; Streptophyta; Magnoliopsida; Solanales; Solanaceae
Product: G2/mitotic-specific cyclin-2-like
Biological process (GO): mitotic cell cycle phase transition
Molecular function (GO): cyclin-dependent protein serine/threonine kinase regulator activity
Source: RefSeq, a predicted model, not a curated record